Messenger RNA from Diceros bicornis minor, 1020 nucleotides. Its product is annotated as vomeronasal type-1 receptor 4-like. NCBI's taxonomy places the organism in Eukaryota, Metazoa, Chordata, Mammalia, Perissodactyla, Rhinocerotidae. The record is from RefSeq and is a predicted model, not a curated record. The transcript has a single exon. Gene Ontology annotation, molecular function: pheromone receptor activity. Bases 79 to 1020 code for a protein of 313 amino acids. Gene Ontology annotation, cellular component: membrane. Gene Ontology annotation, biological process: G protein-coupled receptor signaling pathway.
GAUGUGGCCCACACCUCCUAUUCCCGGACAGGAUCCUCGAGCUCUGAAGACAAAUAUCAGUCAUGGAGAACUGACGGGAUGGCCACCAGGGAUUUGGCAGCAGGAAUGAUCAUCUUAUUACAGACUAUAUUUGGAAUCCUGGGGAAUUUCUCUCUUCUUUACCAUUAUCUCUUCCUUUAUUUCACUGGGUGUAGGACAAGGUCCACAGAUUUGAUUAUCAAGAACCUGAGUGUAGCCAACUCCUUGGUCCUGUUCUCUAGCGGAUUCCCUGAUAUGGUAUCAUGUUUUGGGGGGUAUCAGGUCUUCAAUGAUUUUGGAUGCAGAUUUUUUCCUUAUGUUCAUGGAGUGGGCAGAGGGGUGUCCAUUGGCACCACCUGCCUCUUGAGUGUGGUCCAGGCCAUCAUGAUCAGCCCCAGGAACUACAGGUGGGCAGAGCUUAAAGUGAAAGCUCUCAAGUGCAUUGUCCCUUCAAUUUUCCUGUGCUGGAUCCUGCACAUGCUGAUAAAUGUCAUGUAUUCUAUGUUUCUGACUAGCAAUUGGAGCAACAAAAACAUCACAAGCAGAAAAUGUUUUGGAUACUGUUCUGCUGUUCAGCACGACAAAACCAGAGACUCAUUAUAUGCAGCAUUGCUAUCAUUUCUUGAUGUUUUCUGUUUGGUGCUCAUGAUCUGGACCAGUGUCUCCAUGGUUUUCAUGCUUUACCAGCAUAAGCAGAAGGUCCAACACAUUCAUAGGACCAAUAUCUACCCCAGGUCGUCCCUUGAGUCCAGAGCUACCAAAACCAUCCUUCUCCUGGUGAGCACCUUUGUCUGUUUUUCCAGCCUUUCCUCCAUCGUUCACGUGUGUAUGGCUCUUUUUAACAAUCCUCACUGGUUUCUGUUGAACACCACUGCAAUAAUCAAUAUGUGUUUCCCGACUGUCAGUCCCUUUCUGUUCAUGAGCCGUGACUCCAGCUUAUCCAGGCUCUGCUUUGUCUUUAUAAGGAAGGAAAAAUCCCCUAAUCUUGUCAGAAAUAUGUGA